Melanotaenia boesemani (Boeseman's rainbowfish) is the source of this 1835-nucleotide messenger RNA. It is a transcript of the gene exosc2, whose product is annotated as exosome component 2. Gene Ontology annotation, molecular function: RNA binding. Lineage: Eukaryota; Metazoa; Chordata; Actinopteri; Atheriniformes; Melanotaeniidae. Gene Ontology annotation, biological process: CUT catabolic process; U4 snRNA 3'-end processing; poly(A)-dependent snoRNA 3'-end processing. The record is from RefSeq and is a predicted model, not a curated record. The transcript has 9 exons. Gene Ontology annotation, cellular component: nuclear exosome (RNase complex); cytoplasmic exosome (RNase complex). Bases 221 to 1102 code for a protein of 293 amino acids.
CAUCACAUGACACAGAAGAAGUAGGAGGAGGAAAGUUUGUUUCCUGGCAUGGUCUGAAACUGCUGCAAUAAUUUUAUAAUUUUAACAGCCUUUGUAUGAGUUUUUUAUAUGCUACUGGUAAGAUUAGGGCAAAUAAAUACAAAGAAUAAUUUGGUAGUAACAUUUACAGCUGUACGGAAACCGACUUAAACAGAGAAGAAGAGAAAACGCAGAAAGAAGCAUGGCUGCGGACAUGAGAUUACCCGCUAUUAGAAAAACUGUAUCUCUGUCAGUUUCUGCCUUCGACCGAAAAGAUCUGGUCGUCCCCGGCGAUGUUAUCACUUCAGACACUGGUUUCAUGAGGGGUCAUGGCACCUAUGUUGAUGAUGACAAGUUGACAGCUUCAGUCGCUGGCGAGGUGCAGAGGGUGGAUAAACUGAUAUGUGUCAAACCCCUUAAGACCAGAUUUAAUGGUGAGGUUGGAGAUGUAGUGGUUGGCAGAAUUACAGAGGUACAGCAAAAACGGUGGAAGGUGGAGACCAAUUCUCGACUGGACUCUGUUCUCCUGUUGUCAUCUGUCAAUCUUCCUGGAGGAGAGCUGAGGAGAAGAUCAGCAGAAGAUGAGCUCACCAUGAGAGAGUACCUUCAGGAGGGCGAUCUCAUCAGUGCAGAGGUGCAGUCUGUCUUCUCUGAUGGAGCCCUGUCACUUCACACCCGUAGUUUAAAAUAUGGAAAAUUGGGUCAAGGAGUGCUGGUACAGCUCUCCCCAUCUUUAAUUAAAAGACAGAAAACACAUUUCCACAACCUGCCAUGUGGUGCAUCCAUUAUCCUUGGGAAUAAUGGCUUUGUCUGGUUGUAUCCCACUCCGGGACAACAAGAGGAGGAAGCAGGGGGCUUUUACACCAGUCUAGAGCCUGUUAGCCUGUCAGAUCGAGAAGUGAUUUCACGGUUGAGAAACUGCCUGCUGGCUUUGGCGGCACACAAAGUCCUUUUGUAUGACACCAGUGUUCUCUACUGCUAUGAAUCGUCACUCCAGCAUCAGGUCAAGGACGUCUUGAAGCCAGAAGUGAUGGAGGAGAUCGUAAUGUUGACACAACAGAAGCUGUUGGAACAGGAAAGUUAAAGAGCUCAUAAACCUCAUGAAACUAAAGUAAUAUCAAGCAGCAGCAUAAGGGGACCUCAGACCCCUUAAAGACUGAAUAAGGUUCUUUUCAAACGACUUAUUUGUUAAAGUGAGCUAUUUGUUUGUGUUAGUAAUGAACUGAUGAUCAUUAUUGAAGUGGUAAUGGAAAAGAUAAAUAAACAUGAGAUAAAUAAAUAAAGUUUUAUCUUUACCUUUCAGAAAUAAAUGGAACACUUUUGAUAAUAUUUGGCAUUAUACAAAGCAAUUACAUGUAUUAUCUGAAAUAAAUUUUUGUAAUUUCUGUACAUUUUUACUAAUUUUCAGAUUGGUCUGUGUUGUGAACAAUGAAGAAAUGUACCAAAUGUGUUUGAAAACAGGUGUUUAAAAGGAUAGACCUUACAUAAACAAAAAUGCAUAUUCUUUAAAUUAAUUUUAUUAUAAAAUACUUGAUUAGCUAUUUGUUCUCUUAUACUUGUGGGCUAUUUUGAACAGUAUAUGUCAAAUGUUUGUUCUUGCAUUACACGUCAAACUGACAUUUAGCCGAAAUGAAAUUAAACUUUUGCGCAGUGUCUUGUUUAAGGCUUUGAAAAUUUCGCAAAAUGUACAAUUUAUGUUUUUUUUAGCAAGGGUUAUGGCAGUAGAUCUCAGCGGCGUUUAUUCUGCUUUUCUUCUUUCUUUGUGCACUGCUGUUUGUCCAUUCUGAUGUUCCAGCAUAAUAAAAUCCUGUGUACCG